UGGCGGGGCGGGAGUCUGGGCCCCGUCCACCCCCCCGCCCCCGGGACAGCCCCACCCCGGCGAAGAGGAAGGCUCUCGGCUCCUGGGAAAGGGAGUCGGGACACCGCCAGGAGGGGAGGGCGCGGAGCGCGCAACGAGCUGCCAAAGAGUCGGAGCGGAGAGAUCGAAGAGCGAGUGGGAGUGGGGGCCGCAGCCGAGGCCCGGGUGGAGGGGUCCCCGCCGUCCCUCGGCCCCCUCCCCCGCCGCCCGCCCCGGCCCGGCCCCGCCCCACCCCGGCGGCCCGGCCCCUCGCCCGCCCGCGCGCGGCGCAGUCUCCUCCCCGAGGUGCCGGUGGCCCCGCCGCCACUCCCUCCGGCUCCCUCCCUCCCGCCGCGGCGUGCAUCUCAUUCCAGCCCUCAUUCCGCGCAUUCCAGCGUCCUCCUCGCACACUCGAGGCCAGGGGGCGGGAGGGCCGCAGCUCCGGCGCCGCCGCGUCCCGCCAGAGCGAUCGCCGCGGCCGGAAGAGUUGGCGUUCGGGGCGGACUCCUUGGAACUGGCUUAGCGCACCCAUCCCACCUUCCCGCACCCUGGGACCGGUAAGGCUGGGGCGCGGGGACUUGGUAGGACUUUGCCGGAGGGCAGGAGUCUGCGCGGUGCGUGCGGAGCUCCCUCCCGGGACGAGACUGGGAAGAGCGAGGCACGUGGAGGCGGCGCGACUGAGGCUGGUGGAGGCGAAGCGGCUCCAGGGGCGGAUAAGGGGGGUGGACACUCGGGACUUUGGGGGAAAGGGAGGCCGGUGUGGAAAGGACCGGAGAGGCAGAACCGAGAGCAUCGACAACAGAAGAGACCCAGCACCCAUGCCUCUUUUCUGCUGGGCCCUUUUCGAGCCUGGAAGGGAGAGACCUGGAGGUCCAACGGGCGCUCCUCCAAGCGGAGCCUUGGAGGGCACGGCCGGCACCAUUACCUCCAACGAGUGGAGCUCUCCCACCUCCCCUGAGGGGAGCAAUGUCUCUGGGGGCAGUCAGGCACUGGACAAGCCCAUCGACAAUGACGCAGAGGGCGUGUGGAGCCCGGACAUUGAGCAGAGUUUCCAGGAGGCCCUCGCCAUCUACCCGCCCUGUGGCAGGCGCAAAAUCAUCCUGUCGGACGAGGGCAAGAUGUAUGGUCGGAACGAGCUGAUUGCCCGCUACAUCAAGCUCCGGACAGGGAAGACCCGCACCAGGAAGCAGGUCUCCAGCCACAUCCAGGUGCUGGCUCGUCGCAAAGCUCGCGAGAUCCAGGCCAAGCUAAAGGACCAGGCAGCUAAGGACAAGGCCCUGCAGAGCAUGGCUGCCAUGUCGUCUGCACAGAUCAUCUCCGCCACGGCCUUCCACAGUAGCAUGGCCCUCGCCCGGGGCCCCGGCCGCCCAGCAGUCUCAGGGUUUUGGCAAGGAGCUUUGCCAGGCCAAGCCGGAACGUCCCAUGAUGUGAAGCCUUUCUCUCAGCAAACCUAUGCUGUCCAGCCUCCGCUGCCUCUGCCAGGGUUUGAGUCUCCUGCAGGGCCCGCCCCAUCGCCCUCUGCGCCCCCGGCACCCCCAUGGCAGGGCCGCAGCGUGGCCAGCUCCAAGCUCUGGAUGUUGGAGUUCUCUGCCUUCCUGGAGCAGCAGCAGGACCCGGAUACGUACAACAAGCACCUGUUCGUGCACAUUGGCCAGUCCAGCCCAAGCUACAGCGACCCCUACCUCGAAGCCGUGGACAUCCGCCAAAUCUAUGACAAAUUCCCGGAGAAAAAGGGUGGACUCAAGGAUCUCUUCGAACGGGGACCCUCCAAUGCCUUUUUUCUUGUGAAGUUCUGGGCAGACCUCAACACCAACAUCGAGGAUGAAGGCAGCUCCUUCUAUGGGGUCUCCAGCCAGUACGAGAGCCCCGAGAACAUGAUUAUCACCUGCUCCACGAAGGUCUGCUCUUUCGGCAAGCAGGUGGUGGAGAAAGUUGAGACAGAGUAUGCUCGCUAUGAGAAUGGACACUACUCUUACCGCAUCCACCGGUCCCCGCUGUGUGAGUACAUGAUCAACUUCAUCCACAAGCUCAAGCACCUCCCUGAGAAGUACAUGAUGAACAGCGUGCUGGAGAACUUCACCAUCCUGCAGGUGGUCACCAACAGAGACACACAGGAGACCUUGCUGUGCAUUGCGUAUGUCUUUGAGGUGUCAGCCAGUGAGCACGGGGCUCAGCACCAUAUCUACAGGCUGGUGAAAGAAUGAGAGACUCGGGGAGCAGGGAGGGGGGAAGAGACGUGUGUGCAGGAAACGGGGACAUGGGGAGGGGACCUGCAGGGGCAGCCCCCUGAAGUGCCAAGAGAGCUGAGAGGAGCAGUUGUGACCUCUACCCAGGAACAAACUGUGCCUGAACCUGAGGUGCCCAACCCCAAAUAAACCCAAGAUGCUGUGUAUUUUCAGAGGACCUGGUCUGGCUGUGUGAGCCUCGGGAGGGACUGGGGGAGCAAGGGGGCCAUCUGGGAGGCAGGCCAGAAGCAGUGCUCAGAGACGUACCCCGGGCAGUUCUGAAGCCAGCGUCCCAAUGGACUCAGCCAGGAACAUCGCCGGACCCUGGAACUGAAGAUGUGACAGUCCCUGUGCUACCUCUCAAGCCCCUGCACCGUGGUGCUGGCCACGCCGUGAGGCCCGAUGAAUGCAUGGGCCACGCACCCACAGCCACGUGCGCCCCUGCUGCACUCCCAGGACGGUUCACACAGAGAGGCCCCAUCCCCUGGGGGGUGGGUUUUAGGUGUGGCGGUGACAGUUGUUGGACGGGGACACUGUCAGAACUCUCUGGAUAGUUUCCGUCCAUCUCAGUGGAUGUGGAUUCCAUGACCAUCUUCCGUGACCACGUUGGGGGCACUGGUUUCAAAUCAACGGAGCCUGAGGCGGGGAGGGCAGGAGGCGGCAGGGCUGAGGCCGGCCUGAGGAGUCUCGGUGGGAGGUUGGGUGCACCAGUGUCCUCUUGGCUGGUCCCCGAGAGCCAUUGGUGCUUGUGAGUCUUGUUCAAACUCUGUCCCAGCCAGGGUGCCUGUUAGGUGGAGGCCUCCUCAGAGCCAGCCUGCACCAUCUAACUUCUUCCCUGAGGGGUAGUUUCUGUGCUCCCGGGGGUGGAGGAGGGGAGUGGACCCCACCCUGAGCCUAGACUUAGAUAUGCAGCUGAAGGGGUUCCUGGGUUUAUUUCUCCUGAGAACUGGCAUGGGCUCUGAGUUUUGCCAGUCCUGGCUUCGGUCCUAGUAUUCUAAGCUGCCUGACCUUGGGCAUUUGUCAACCUGUCUGAACCUUAGUACCCUUUCCUCUGUAGAGUGGGAAGAGAUGGAGUCUGUGAAGCGCCUGGUGCAAGCUGUACUAAUACAUCUAACAAUGAGCUCCUCCCUCCCUCCCUCCCUCCCAUGGGGAGGCCAGAAUCUGGCUGCUUGCUGCCACCUAGUGGCUCUUUGGGGUCAUCUUCCCUCAUAGGAACCACAGAUCCAGUAGCCUAGAGCAGAAAGGGAAGGAAGAUUCAACCUAGGGGUGUUUAUGUUUAUCGUGUGUCCGGCACUCGGGGAGAUAGUGCAUGGGACUACAUAAGUAAGACAGCAUCGAAGAGGUGUCUUGGAGUGUGGUUAGGAGCGAGGGCUCUGGAGUCAGACAAGCUACAGACUAGCUGAGUGACCUUGGGGCAAGUUAUUUCAUUUCACUGUGCCUCAGUUUCCCCGUCUGUAAAAUUUGUAUAACGAUAACCUACCUCGCGUAUCUACAGUGCCUAGCAUAGUGCCCCACAUAAAUGUGUGCACUAAAUGUACGUCGUUAUUAAUCAUAGGAGCUUGCAGUCUCACUAGGGCAGACUGGAAAACUAUUAAGUGAUCCUCAAAGCCACUGGCGCUCAGAGACUGGAGAGAUCAAGGUGCAGAAGACUCAGGGAAGGGUAGUCUUGAGGGCAGCUGCCCUUAAAGGGUGGGCAGCAUUUAGUGAAGCAGAUGGAGGGAAGUUGACCAGCAUCCCAGAUGUGGGGAAGAGGCCAGCAGCCUAGUCUCCUCCUCCACGGCCCAGCCCCCACUGUCUUACCAAAGAACAGCUUUAACCAAACCCCUCUGGGCAUCAGGACCACCGCUACACCUCUUGCCAGGCUGCAGAGCUAUGCAAUCUGGAAGCCCAGCUCUCAUCAGAAGCUGGGGCAUGGGCUCUAGGGGAACCUGGGGUCGGAUGAGCCCCUGAGCAGGCGGCAGGUGCCUACAUGUCCCAGUGUGGGUUCGUGUUUGUGUAAGACUCUCGUGCCCCCACCCCUAGGCACCAGCACAGCCUUUGCCUUCACUCUCUCCCCUCCCCUGUCCCUGGGGGAUUGAAUAAGGGAAGCUGGGGUUGGCCGUCCUUCUAGCUUGAUUGGCAGCACCAGCGCUGUGACGGAAGGAUGUGUUGUGCCAGCAGCCUCUUGGCUGCAGGACAAAUGCACAUUUAAAGAGAUAACCUUUUUGGGUCCUGGCUGGGAAAGAGGUCAGUGCAGAUGUUUUUGGGUCCAGGUGUUGGCUGUGAGUUUUCCUUUCCUCUAUGAACUGACCUCAGCAGCCUAGUGGACAGUCACCUCCUUACAGGUGUAAAAUCCAAGCCAGUCAACCAUAGCAGGUGGCAGACUUAGCUGCCUUCCCUGUGGUGUGGUGCAGACCAUGACCCUUGAGGUAAAUGGGUGAGCUGGCCCCACCUCGCCUGCAGCCUCCUCUGACGCUCCGCUGCUGCCUCCCCACUAGCCGCCCUAAAUCACCUACUUCCCAGCACCCCCAGCCCGUAGUGCUCAUCCCGUCUUCCAUCUGCGAUCUGGCGCUCAUUCUUCCAGAGCCAAAGAGGAAUCCCCUCUUCUCAUGCAGAAGACUUAGUCAUGCCUGUCCUUGUGUGUCAGAAGCAUUGCAUUUAUGCCCUGUUAGAACCCCGGUCACAAGCAUGGUGCCUGAACACAGGUGCCUCUGUGGUCUCUUCUCAUCCUCGCCCAAUGGGUACUAUGCUAGCCCCAUUUUACAGAUGAGGCAAAUGUGGCACGGAGAGCUCCACUAACUUGCCUGGAUGAUUCAUGCGUCCACUCAUUCACUUAGCAAAUACUUAUUUAACUUCUGCUUUCCACUAGGCAGUGGGGAUGUAUCAGUGGGAAUGUGUCAGUGAGGAAGACGACAGACAGGCUCCUUGGGAAGCAAAGAGUAAGCAAGUGAGGAGACAGGCGGGCGUGGUGAGGCUGCGCAGGCGCUGAGAUCAAGUUGCUGGGGGAGGCCUCUCUGAGGCGGUGGGGCUUGAGUUGAUUCUGAAGGACAAGAAGAGCCAGCCCUGGGGGGCUGGGGGAAUGGUAUUCCAAGUGGAGGGAACAGCAGGUGCUGGGGGCAGGGAGGUGACAGAUGUGUCCCAGGUACAGAGAACAGAGUGAACAGGAGAGAGGAGGGGGCCAGGGCAUUCCAGGUGGGGAAAGGCAGCAGGUGGCCCAGUGGUGCCCCCUCUUUUGGUGAGGGCUUUGGACCUUACCCGGUGUGAUGGGAAGUCCUGGAAGUGUGUUAAGCAGGGGAGGCUUUUUGAUCAGAUUUUCUAGAAAACGACAGUGGGCUGCUGUGGACCUCAGAGAGGCAUGUGUGAUAGUGUUUCGGGCUCUUCCCACGAAACUCGGCUCUGUGCAGUGAGACCUCAUUUCCUGGUUCUGUUUGAUGAGUGAGCGAAUGCACAUGGCAGGCGAUCAUGUCCCUUGGGCCUGUGAGGUGAGGAAGGGUCCCUGAGCCCUGUGGGGAUAGAGACUCUUCCACCAUUCUGACAUGAUCCGAGUUAGCAGGCAGCACUGUCCAGAUGGAAAUGGGGAUGGGAGACAGACCAUCUCUCUCAGCGGGUCCAGCCAUGAGCCAGCAGACUGUUUCCCAUUGGCCCCCAUCUUUCAGAGUGGGAUGAUCUUUCUAACAAAGAAACCCACACAGGAGUUUGGUGUGUGUGUGCACGCAUUACCUUUCAGGAUGGAAGCCGGUGGGGUGUGGAGCGAGGGGCUGGCAUGGUUGGCCUCGCCUAGCUCCUGUACCCUGUGUGUGCCUAGAGCAUGCACCUGCUCCCUCUGCUGGGCUGAGACUCAGAGGACACUGGGCAGGUGGUGGGGGGUAGGAGGGUCAUGGCUGUGUUGGGUGGGGCCACAUCAGGUGUGUGGCACAGAGGGGGAGGGGGAGGUGGAGUGGCAGUGUGUUCCACCCAGCAGUCCCUGUGUUUGACCUCUUCGUACACUCUCUGUUGUAUUAGCUCUCAGAAUGAAAACGAGAUACUUUUCCCCAAUCUAUGUAUGUUGUUCUUAAGAAUGUACACUUGGCCAGGUGCAGUGGCUCACGCCUGUAAUCCCAGCACUUUGGGAGGCCAACGUGGGUGGAUCACCUGAGGUCAGGAGUUCAAGACCAGCCUGGCCAACAUGGCGAAACCCCAUCUCUACUAAAAAUACAAAAAUUACCUGGGUGUGGUGGUGGGCACCUGUAAUCCCAGCUACUAGGGAGACUGAGGCAGGAGAAUUGCUUGAACCCUGGAGGUGGAGGUUGCAGUGAGCCGAGACCGCGCCACUGCACUCCAGCCUGGGCAACAAGAACGAAACUCCAUCUCCCAAAAAAAAAAGAA
This is a messenger RNA of Gorilla gorilla gorilla (western lowland gorilla), 6587 nucleotides long. RefSeq names its product TEA domain transcription factor 4 (gene TEAD4). Gene Ontology annotation, molecular function: RNA polymerase II cis-regulatory region sequence-specific DNA binding; DNA-binding transcription factor activity, RNA polymerase II-specific. The coding region runs from base 837 to 2222 and encodes 461 amino acids. The record is from RefSeq and is a predicted model, not a curated record. The transcript has 13 exons. Gene Ontology annotation, cellular component: transcription regulator complex. Lineage: Eukaryota; Metazoa; Chordata; Mammalia; Primates; Hominidae. Gene Ontology annotation, biological process: embryonic organ development; hippo signaling; regulation of transcription by RNA polymerase II.